ACGAAUUGGAAUUUUUAUUUCACACCCUUAUCUUGAAGUAGCAUCUACCAAACUCCUCCACGCUUGUUUAGAAAUAGACCAGAGAUGGGGUUUAUUUGUUGUAGAGCUUUAGGCGUGAGAAGACGAUGUUCAGUAAGCCACAAAUAUUGAAUUAUUUAUUGAAUAAAAAAGACCACUUGACUCAUAUUGACUAUGCGACUGUUGAUUUCUUUUUGAAUAAAAAAUUUGAAGUUUAGAUCAUCAAAAUGAGUACGUCGGACCGAAAACCAAGAGGCCGCGGGCGCGUCGAGGAUGAGGAUGACAGGUAGGGACCUGUUUUUACUACUUCGAGUAGUACCAACAACAAAUUGAAGACACAUUUUGAUUUUGUUUUUCAUUGCAACCCUCUCCACUAUGUAGCGAAAAAGCAACAGCAAGUUCAAGUUAUUUUUGUCUCUCAACCCCUCCCCCUCGCCCUCCCGUUCAUCUACCCACCAACCGUUUCCACAGCAAGAUUCUAGCUAAAACCACAGGUACGACGGCGAGUCAGGUCGUUUCGAGCGACUGGACGAGGAUGGCAUGGGGGAAGCCGCGAAGAGCGUGGAGGGUUGGGUCAUAGUGAUAGCCGGCAUACACGAAGAGACGCAAGAAGAGGAUAUAUACGAGAGGUUCAGCGAAUAUGGCGCGAUAAAAAAUAUGCACUUGAACCUCGAUCGAAGAUCAGGAUAUGUGAAAGGUACAACUUUUUUUACGUCGUCCUUGAAGAUAGACUUAUUGUACUGGACAACUACCACGAGGUCUAUGUUCUAACCCUUGACUUCUUGGUACAGUUACAAAACAGUCAAUACCGUUGGUACAGUUACAAAACAGUCAAUGAAUACCGUUGAAAGAAGUCCUACACCUACUUACGCAGUCUUUUUACACUAUAUAUUAAUCACCUACCACUUCCUGUAACCCUGAAAUAAACCCCGACAGGUUAUUGUUUCCUUGAGUACGAACACAAGGAUGAAGCAGCGCUAGCGAUAAGAGAACAGCAUGGCGCAGCAAUGCUUGGUGAGAAAAUGGUGGUGUCAUGGGCGUUUACAAAAGGUGAUCCAUCAAAAAGCAAGAAACGGAAACGAACAUAGAUUUGCGGAUCUUCUUUAUGAUCAUAAGAACGUUUCAUCAGCACAACAUAUUAUUGCUACUUCAUCAAGGAGAUCGAGAUACAUGAUUUUUGGUAACAAAAGAGCAAUCACACUACAUAACCAUGUUGAAGAACCUCCAGAAGGUCACAAGACGUACAUGAAAGAUGAACCCGCUACGAAUGCCCUUAAAGUCAUAUACUCAUCCGCCUCCCGCCCCAAGGAAGACACCAUCAACAUGUGAGGAAAUCACAGCAUAUUACUCCAACAUGCGGACAAGCUGCAUGGCCUAAGACUGGCC
Molecule: messenger RNA, 1404 nt
Organism: Amoebophrya sp. A25
Lineage: Eukaryota; Dinophyceae; Syndiniales; Amoebophryaceae
Source: the annotation of a GenBank genome assembly